GUGACAGCCACGGAUGCAGACAGCGGCACUUUUGGCUCCCUUUCCUACUCCAUUGGUUCUGGCAUUGGCAGUGUUGUCCCCACGCAGUUCAGCAUCGACAAGCACACAGGGCAGCUGUGCACUGUACAGCCGCUGGAUCGUGAUGAGGGCAUGUCUGCCUAUGAUUUCACCAUCACUGCUGUUGAUGGGGGUGGCCUGAACUCCAUGGUGUACGUGAAGGUUUUCCUAGAGGACAUAAAUGACAACCGGCCAGUGUUUUACCCACUGGAGUAUGCUGCCAGCAUCAGCACACAGAGCAUGCCAGGUACAGCUGUGCUGCGUGUUACUGCCCACGACAAGGAUGAGGGCCUGCACGGGAAGGUGACCUACCGCAUUGUCCUAGGAAACUCACCCCCUCUCUUCUCCCUCAACAAGGACACAGGUGUCAUCUCCCUCUCAUGGUCCCUGAGUGGUAAAGCCAACACCCUGGUGCAGCUGGUGAUCUCUGCACAAGAUGGUGGGGGCCUACAGGCACAGCCAAAUGCCCGGGUGAACAUCAGCAUCGUGGAGGGCACGGUCUCACCUCCUGUCUUUGAGCAAGCUCAGUACUUCUUCACAGUGCCUGAGGACAUGCCGCAGGGUGCCAGUGUGGGGACUGUCCGGGCCCAGAAUCCUCCAGGUCAUGCUGAUGAGAUCUUUUAUUCCAUCUCCUCGGGGGAUCCUCAUGGCUACUUUUCCAUCGACUCUGCCUCCGGGCAGCUCUGCACCAGCCUGCCUCUUGAUCAUGAGUCCCAGGCAGUCCUCAUUCUGGAUGUCCAGGCCCGAAGUGGUUCACCUCCUGCCUAUAGCAGCACACGCGUGAAAAUCUCUGUGUCAGAUGUGAAUGACAACGUGCCAGUGUUCCCAGCCCCCUCCGACUCCAUUCUGUUGCCAGAGGCCACAGAACCUGGGACUACAGUGUACACCUUGCAGGCCGAGGACCGUGACAGUGGUACCAACGGUCAGGUGAAUUUUGAGCUGUUGUCAGGAGGUGAUGGCACCUUCAGCGUGGAGCGCUCAUCAGGGGCAGUGCGACUGAUCGGGGCCCUGCAAUAUGAAGCCAGCGCAGCCUACAGGCUGGCCAUUGUGGCCCGAGACAGUGGUGUUCCCCAGCUCAGCUCCACGUUCACACUGCUGGUGCAUGUGCAAGCCGAGCACGACAAUGGGCCCAUCUUUGACACACUCACCUACCGCGUGGAGGUGCGGGAAGGUGUACCUGUCUCCACCCGCUUCCUGCAAGUGCGGGCCCUGGCACGCGACGCAGAAUCCAUGACCCUUACCUACCACUUGCGUGCAGAUGGGGAUGCUGCCAGCUUUGGCAUCAUGCCUGAGAGUGGUUGGCUGUAUGUCAAAAGCGCACUGGACCGGGAGACGCGGGACCUGUAUGUGCUCACAGUGCUGGCCUCGGCAGGAGGCAGUGGUGCAGGAGGAGAACCCCGAAAAACAGGCACCAGCACUGUACGGAUCAGCAUCACCGAUGAGAAUGACAACAGCCCCCGACUGAGUGAGGAGCGUUACUUCUUCACUGUUCCUGAAAAUCAGGCUCCUGGUAGCAGUGUGGGGAGGGUGAUGGCAAGUGACCGGGAUGCUGGGCAGAACAGCCGGCUCACCUACCGCCUGCUCCAGCACGAUCCCAACUUUCUUAUCUACACACAGACAGGGGAGCUCAGCACCAAGCAUAGCCUGGACCGGGAGCAACAGUCCAGCUACCAGCUCUUGGUGAUUGUGCAGGAUGGGGGAGCACCACCCCGCAGUGCCACAGGAACCAUCUACGUCACUGUGCUGGAUGAGAAUGACAAUGCUCCUGCUUUCCUUCAUGUGGCCAGUGGUCAGGAGCUGCCCGUGCAGGUGCUGGAAGAGAAGCCAUCAGGACUUCUAGUCGCCUCCCUGCAGGCCAAGGACCCUGACGAGGGUGAGAAUGGGACCAUCAUCUACUCACUGACAGGAGCCUGGGCAGAGCGUUUCACACUGCACAUGGCUACUGGAGAGUUGCGGACUGCCACAGUUCUACGACGGUCUGAUCGUGCUGAGUACAUCUUCACUGUGACAGCCAGUGACCGGGGCACGGUACCUCGCAGUACGUCAGCCAUCAUUCGCAUUCAGGUGCUGCCAUCCUCCCGGGUGCUGCCACGGCCUGAUGCCACUGUGCUGACCCUGCACCCUCUCGAGGGGGUCAAGCCAGGGUCUGUGAUCGGCUCAGUGGCACCCCCAGAUGCCCCUGCACGAGGACAACUGACCUACACAGUGGUAGGAGGUGGUGGGGAUGGCACCUUUGUGGUUGACAGUGUGACAGGGGAGAUUUACGCUGCCCGGGAGCUGGACUAUGAAGCUGGGGCACGGCACGUUCUCCAGGUGAGUGCUGAGGACACGCAGCAUGGCUAUCCCUCCAGCCGACUGGUGCUGGUACAGAUCCAUGUGCAAGACUGCAAUGACCAGGCGCCCACCUUCCCUGAAGACCCCAUCACCAUCGUGGUGCCCGAGAAUGCCCAGGCUGGCUCAUCCAUCUUCACCUUCCAGGCGCUGGAUGGGGAUGGUGUGGGUCCCAAUAGCCAGGUGCGCUAUGCCCUGCUGCACCAGGAGCCCCCUGGGGCUCCCUUCCAGCUUGACAGCCGCUCAGGGCUGCUGACCCUUCGCCAGGGCCUUGACCGGGAGGCUGCUGCCUCCUUCCUCUUGGUGGUGGAGGCCACAGACCAGGCCCGCAACAUCAGCCAGCGCCGCUCGGCAGCUGUCACAGCCCGUGUAUUUGUGACCGAUGAAAAUGACAACGCGCCCGUGUUCCUCUCACCUGCUGCUGUCAGCGUCAUGGAGGACCAGCCAACGGGGUUCGUGGCGCUGCAUGUGUUGGCCCAGGAUGAUGAUUUGGGAGAGAAUGGGCGUGUGAGCUACUUGUUGCGAGCAGGCAACAGUGACGGCCGCUUCCACCUUAACCCCAGCACGGGUGCGCUCUCCAUUGUGCGGGCCCUGAACCGGGAGGAGGUGGUGCAGCACAACCUGACUGUGGUGGCCAUGGAUCACGGUUUCCCACGCCGCUCUGCCACACAGCUACUGUCUGUGCUGGUGCUGGAUGUCAAUGAUGAGGCUCCCACUUUUGAGAAACCUGAGUAUGAAGCACACAUCAUGGAGAACUUACCAGCUGGCAGCCCUGUGCUGCAGGUGCUGGCCACAGACCGGGACCUGGGUGCCAAUGGGCAGGUGUCCUAUGGGGGUCUCUCUGGAGGGCCAUUCUCCAUCCACCCACAGACGGGGCUUAUUGUCACCACACAUGCCCUGGACCGUGAGGAGCAGGAGCAACACGUGUUGAUGGUCUAUGCACGGGAUGGUGGCCUGCCCCCCAACCUCUCCAAGACAACUGUGCGGAUAAUAGUCGGGGAUGAGAAUGACCACGCACCGCACCUGGAGAGUGAGUCCUGCUCUGUGGAGGUCCCUGAGAACCAAAGCAGCGUGGCACUCUACACCCUGCGGGCCACUGAUCCUGAUGGAGGCGAGAACGGGCGCUUGGAGUACCACGUGGCAGAUGGAGACCCUGGGCAGGAUUUCAGCCUAGACCCAGUCUCCGGUGUCCUCUCCACUGCACGUGCCCUUGACCGGGAACAAGUUGCUUCCUACAGCCUCACAGUGGUGGUGCAAGACCAUGGCACCCCCCCGCGCAGUGCCACUAUGUCAGUGAACGUGCGGGUGUUGGACCUAAAUGACAACGCACCUGGUUUUGCUGAGGCCACCUAUGUGGUGGAGGUGCCAGAGGACCUGCCUGUUGGUGCCCUGGUGUUGCAGCUGGUGGCUGAGGACCCUGAUGAGGGCACCAAUGGGCAAGUCUCUUACUACCUGGGCAACGAGUCCCUUGGCAUGUUCCAGGUUGAGCCACAGAGUGGGCGCAUCAGAAGCGCCCAGGCGCUGGACCGGGAACGCCACCCCAGUUACAGCUUCCUGGCCAAGGCUGUGGACUCAGCACCGUGGGAGCCCAAGAGCGCAGCUGUGCGAGUCACGGUCACGGUGCGAGAUGUCAAUGACCAUGCCCCUGCCUUCCUGCACAGCCCACUCACUGUCAACUUGUCCCGCCACACACCGCUCAAGCAGGUCGUGGCCACCAUGCGGGCAGAGGACAGGGACGCAGGUGCCAAUGCCUCCAUCCUGUAUCGCCUUGCCACACCCAACUCUGCCUUCGCAAUCAACUCCUACACAGGGGAUAUCCAACUGCUGCAGCCUCUGGGCUCACUCAGCCAGCGCCAGCGGACACUCUUCAUCCUCGCCACAGACCUGGGGCAACCAGCACUCUCCUCCACCGGUGUGGUGGUGAUCCAUUUGCAGGAAGAGCCCUACCGCGGGCUGCGCUUUCCCCGGAGCACCAGUGAUGUGGCCCUGCCAGAAAAUGCUGCCCCAGGCACUGCUGUGGCAAGCAUCCAAGCUAUGCACACAGGGGGCUCUUCUGGGCGCAUCACAUACAGCAUCGUCAGUGGCAACGAGAAGAAUGCAUUCCUUAUCCAGCCCAGUUCAGGUGCCAUCUCAGUUCAGGACUCCAGCAGCCUGGAUUUUGAGGCCAGCCCCCGCCUGCGCCUUGUGGUCCAGGCAGAGACAGCAGCUUCCUUUGGCUUUAUGGCCAUAAACCUUAACCUGCAAGAUGUGAACGACAACUUGCCACGCUUCCAGCUGCAGAACUACGUGGCAUUCAUCUGGGAGUCACAGAGCUACGACUCACCGGUCAUCCAGGUCCUGGCAGAUGAUCUCGAUCAGGGAGCGAAUGGGCAGGUGACUUAUGCCAUCAACCAGUCCCUGCCAAUGACAGGCUUGUACCACAUCGAUCCUCAGACUGGCACUAUCACUACUGCUGCCAUCCUGGACAGGGAGAUCUGGUCCCAGACCCGUUUGGUGGUAACGGCAAUGGACAGAGGGACGCCGCCUCUUGUGGGCUCUGCCACGCUGACCGUUGUGGUGAUGGACAUCAAUGACAAUAGCCCCACCAUCCCGUUUCCCUGGGAGGUGCGGGUCCCAGAGAACACGCUGCUGGGCACCCAGAUAGCCCAGCUGACCGGGAAUGAUGUGGACUCAGGUCCCACGCUCUCCUACACCCUCAUGCUGGAUGGUGAUGCCAUGGGCACGUUCAGUGUGCUGCGGUAUGGGGGACGCAUUGCCCUGACAGGGCCACUGGACUACGAGCAGCGCAGCCACUACACCGUCACCCUGCGUGCCUCUGACACACGCCAUGAAACCGAGGCCAACCUCACCGUCAUCGUGGAGGAUGUGAACGACAACGCACCAACUUUCAGCCAGGGCUUCUAUCAGGUGACGUUGCCGGAGCACACACCUGCAGGCAGCAUCAUUCUCACUGUGAGCGCAACCGACCCAGACUCGGGGAGCAACGGGGAUGUCACGUUCCACCUGGCCGUGCCCAGCCUUGACAUCGCCAUCGACCCCAGCAAUGGGACCCUCUUCACCAUCCGUCGGGUGGAAUUCGAUGCCAGCCAGCCCACCCUGGACCUGGUGGUGGAGGCCCGCGACCAUGGCUCACCCAGUCUCUCAUCCUGGGCCACAGUGCAGCUCCAGGUGCUGGAUGUGAAUGACCACAGCCCCAGCUUCCAGGUGCCACGCUACAAUGCCAGUGUCCCCGAGGACCUGCGCCCAGGAACCACCGUGCUGACCCUAGAGGCAGGUGAUGCUGACCUCUCCCGGGAGAAUGCUGGCUUCGACUACACCAUUGUCAGUGGCAAUGGAGGCAAUGCCUUCCAAGUGGAGAGCCGGGUGGCCUGGGCAGGGGGACAUCUCCGCAUGCAAGGUGCCUUGGUGCUUGUGGAGCCCUUGGACUUUGAGGCCAUCCCAGUCUACAACCUCACUGUGGCAGCUUCAGACCGAGGCCUGCCGCAGCGCAGCGCCACAGUGCCUGUGCUCAUCACCGUGCGCGAUGUCAACGACAACCCACCUGUGUUCACCCGAGCUGAGUACCGCACAGCGGUGAGUGAGAGCGCACCCCCCGGCACAGAGCUGCUGCGCGUGGUGGCCCAUGAUGCUGACUCAGGGCCCCAUGGCCAUGUUCACUACACCAUCAGCUCAGGUGACCAGCAUGGGCUCUUCCAGCUUCAUGAGAGCACGGGGGCCCUGUGCCUUGCACGGCCCCUGGACCGGGAAGCCCAGGCACUGCAUGCACUCGUAGUGCAGGCCAUGGACGUGCCGGGUGGGCACUUUGCGCUGGUACCUGUAGCCAUCGAGGUGAAGGAUGUCAACGAUAACAAGCCGUACUUCCCAGUGGAGGUGCUGAGUGCCAGCAUGCGGGAGAACCUGCCUCCUGGCACACUGGUCACCACAUUGCAUGCCGUUGAUGCAGACACUGGUGUCUUUGGGGAACUGCGGUACACAGUGCUGGAGCAGCCGGUGGGGGAGCCCGGCAUGGUGGAAGGCCGAGAUGCCUUUGCCGUCAACAGCAGCUCUGGGGAGCUGCGCUCCCGACUUACCUUUGACUAUGAACGAGCCAAAGCCUUCCAGCUCCUUGUCAGGGCCACUGAUGCUGGCAAUGCCUCUGCCACAGUGACCGUGCGGGUGCUGGUGACAGGGGAAGAUGAAUAUGAUCCCAUCUUCCUCAGCCCCUCCUUCAACUUUGAGGUCCCUGAGGGGGCCCGCAAAGGGCAGAGCAUUGGGCGGGUGCUGGCAACAGAUGAGGAUGAGGGGGCUGACGGCGUUGUACUGUACUCCCUGGCAAAGCCCUCACCAUACUUUGCCAUCAACCAAACCACUGGCACUAUCUACCUGCGUGUGGACAGCCAGCCCCAGGCUGGGGCCGGGCAUGCCAAGAGGGAGCCACGCGAGUUGAGCCUGGAGGUGCAGGCGCGCAGCCCCCUGCCCGCCUCCCGCUCGGCCUCUGCACAGGUCACCGUUGACGUCACACACACCUCCUUCGGUCUGGCUCCAGACCUCAACCUGCUGCUGGUGGCCGUGGCUGCCUCGCUGGGG
Molecule: messenger RNA, 6954 nt
Organism: Balearica regulorum gibbericeps (East African grey crowned-crane)
Lineage: Eukaryota; Metazoa; Chordata; Aves; Gruiformes; Gruidae
Source: RefSeq, a predicted model, not a curated record